Histoplasma mississippiense is the source of this 1629-nucleotide messenger RNA. RefSeq lists its product as hypothetical. Gene Ontology annotation, molecular function: TFIIIC-class transcription factor complex binding. Lineage: Eukaryota; Fungi; Ascomycota; Eurotiomycetes; Onygenales; Ajellomycetaceae. The transcript has 4 exons. Gene Ontology annotation, biological process: RNA polymerase III preinitiation complex assembly. The record is from RefSeq and is a predicted model, not a curated record. The coding region runs from base 1 to 1629 and encodes 542 amino acids. Gene Ontology annotation, cellular component: transcription factor TFIIIB complex.
AUGGUGUCCUUUUCGAGCUCUGUGAUCAUUCUAACCAAUGUGGCAGAUAAGUCAGGGAAGAAGUUUGCGCCCAAGGCCCCCGCCCGUCGUAUUGGUGCUAUUUCAGCCGGUACCCCGUCUGCCAGAGCCAGUUACCCCGCAGCGCGCCGAAGAGUCAUCUCAAUCACCAUUACCACCAUCAACACCACCACCGCUACGAAAAUCACCAACACGAACGCAAUCGCAGCUACCGCCCCGGCCAUCCACCAGUCAAUCCAAAACCAAAUCUACAGCCUUCCCAAUACUCACUCCAAGACGGAGGCCAUCGAUUCCUUCUCGUCAAGGCAUGAUCAACACAAAGCCCCUCAAACACCUCAAAAUGCUGCAUCGAGCCCCAAACGGCAACGGAAUGAGCAGCCUGUUGACAGCCAACCUGCAAAACGCACCAAGACCGUGCAGCCUAUUACAAAAUUUACACCUACGUUGCAAGGGGAAACCCCACAUCUGAGGUCUAGCUCUCAGGGGCCACAUUCUCAACCUGAAGUGACACCCACAACAAAGACUGUUGCUAAGAGAGUUGCCAAACCGCCCGCGCAUCGGAAACAAUCAGCUGAACAGAUAGCAGAGAGUGCCGUCGCUGCUGCUGCAGAAACAAGGCCCCGCUCUCGAAGGAGACGGCAGCCAACACCGGAGAAUGCAGAAUCCAUAGAGAUUGCCCCCACUGUCGUGAAAAUGUCAGAUCUCUGCCGAGAUCUCCGUACCGGGAAGAAAUCAAAGCGAGAGAUGGAACUGCAAAGCAUGGAUCUAACGGAACUUGCAAAGAAACAAAAGGAGCGCGAGGAGCGGAUCAGAAAUGGAAAUAACCCCCCGAAAGCUGGCUCAACUGAACGACACACGAGCGGAGAUGAACCCGGUCGAGACGAAGCAGGAGAUCUUGGCGGUCCGAAGAUGAGGAUUGUAAAUGGGGAGAUCGUCAUCGACGCUUCCUCCCUCCAAAUAGACCGCCAUGCAAACGCAGCCAGAAACGAAGGUGACUUAGAAGAGGUCGAAGAAAACCGGCUGACAAAACGCAUAAACGCCGCCUCUUUCGGCAAACGCACCAAAGUCGAGUCUUGGGACAAAGACAUGACCGACCUUUUCUACCGCGGUCUGCGCAUGUUCGGCACGGAUUUCAUGAUGAUUAGCAAGAUGUUCCCUGGCCGUUCACGACGACAGAUUAAGCUGAAAUUCUCAAACGAGGAGCGUCGAUAUCCGCAACGAAUCAAAGAAACCCUCCUCGGACCUCGUGAAGCUAUCGAUUUGGCCACGUACUCGGAGAUGACGAAUACGAUAUAUGAUGACCCGCGUGUCAUUGAGCAGGAACUGUAUGAAGAGAAGAAAAGGAUCGAAGCUGAACAUGCGAAAGAGAAGGAGGCGAAGGAGGAACUUUUGCGGAAUCCGGGUGGGGUGCUAUCGUCGUCUGUAGCAACGGCAGCUGGGCCGUCGGGUUCAAAUGUGUUGCCGAGCAUUGAGGGUGAGGGUGAGGGUGAGGGUGGGGUUGGCAAUGGGGGAAGAAGGGAGAGGAAAAGGGGAACGACGGGUGUUCACAAGUUCGGUGGGGGAACGGAGGAGAUUUUGGGAACAAUUGAUGAUAUGCCUGUAUCUGCGUAA